Messenger RNA from Megalops cyprinoides (Indo-Pacific tarpon), 2825 nucleotides. RefSeq names its product small conductance calcium-activated potassium channel protein 2-like. Gene Ontology annotation, biological process: potassium ion transmembrane transport. Lineage: Eukaryota; Metazoa; Chordata; Actinopteri; Elopiformes; Megalopidae. Gene Ontology annotation, molecular function: small conductance calcium-activated potassium channel activity; calmodulin binding. The record is from RefSeq and is a predicted model, not a curated record. Gene Ontology annotation, cellular component: neuron projection; neuronal cell body; plasma membrane. The transcript is spliced from 10 exons. The coding region runs from base 576 to 2825 and encodes 749 amino acids.
AGUGAGUGAGUGAGUGAGCGAGCGAAAGCGUCACACCUAUGAUUAAGAAAGAUUCCAAAUUUUAAAAUAUUCGUGUGCGUAGAUUUGCAUUUUCCAUGCAGCGUACGCUAACCCGUGUGUGCCGUUUUGUGAAUAAAAGACAACCAUCUUAAAUCCACAUUAAUUAUUUUACACCAACAGUAAUUGCAUUACCAUCAAAUGAAUUAUUUCACAACAGUAGCACGGCAGAUUUCUGCAGCGUUGGAAUACAAGUCGGGAUUUUGUAGGUUUAAAGAGAGCGGAAAACAGCAACACUGAUCACUAAGCAGCAAACGCGCACCAGAAAACAGACAGAUAAAUACAAGAUUGAACGAAGAUGAAUGGUAAAAUGGAAGAAUAGCAUCAAAAGGACAGACUGUCUACCAACAGGGGGGGGAAGAAAAGAAAGAAGGGGAUGGAAUGAUCGUGACAACAUGAAAAAGAAAAAGUGUGGAGGAAUACAUUCACCUAGCGUCUGAAGCAACAACUGGAAGAGAGAAGAACGGCGAGAGGAGAGCCUCCUCCAAGCACAACACCCUGGAGCUCCUCAACUUACAAUGGAGAACCCCACUUAUCUGAGUUUGGCUCUGCUGGGCAGCGGCGAGGAAGAGGACCAGCGCACCAACCUUCCGCUGAGUGGCGUCUCCCACGCGUCCGCUGCCACCAACCACGCAGGCGCCAACCACUCCAACCACACAGGGGUGGCCGGCGCCGAGCGACCCAAUGGGACCCCGUCCCUGACCACCCCCUGCCUCCCCCCGGCCGCCCUCCCGAAGCUCCCCCUGGUCUCUGUCCAGCAGCCCCCCCCCGCCAUUCCCAACGCCCUGUGUCCCAGCAGCACGCCUCUGUCCUCCUGCCUGGGCAGUCAGCAUAGCCUGAGCGGGGAGACCUCGCCCGCUUACAACGCCCUCUUCUACUCCUCGCACUCGCCCUGCUCGGAGAGGGAGCGGGACCGGGAGCGGGAGCGGGGCUGCAAGCACCGGCAGGCCAGCCCGCUGGUGCACCGGCGCGACAGCAACCCCUUCACCGAAAUCGCCAUGAGCUCCUGCAAGUACACGGGGGGCGUGGUGAAGCCCCUGAGCAGGCUGAGCUCCAGCCGGAGGAACCUCAUCGAGUCGGACAGUGGGAGCGACACCAAAGAGGGGGGCGGGGGGGGCACGUGGCGGGAGAGGGAGCAGCAGGGCCAGCCGCCGGAGCCCCCCGAAAUCGUCAUCUCCUCCAAAGCGGACUCGCCCUGCGGACAGGACCCGGACGCCUCCCCCAACCAGAUGACCGCCUGCCACCAGAACCACACCCUAUCCGGGAGCAGGGGCACGCUGGGGACCUCCGGGGGGGCAGGAGGCAGGGGGAACAACCUCGGGGGCACGGGAAGCGGAGCGGUGAGGGGCGCCAACAAGGCCCCGAAACGAAAGAACCAGAACAUCGGGUACAAGCUGGGCCACCGGAGGGCACUGUUCGAGAAGAGGAAGAGGCUGAGCGACUAUGCGCUCAUCUUCGGGAUGUUUGGCAUCGUCGUCAUGGUCAUCGAGACGGAGCUGUCGUGGGGCGUCUAUACCAAGAGCUCUAUGUAUUCCCUGGCCCUGAAGUGUCUCAUCAGCCUGUCGACCAUCAUCCUGCUCGGGCUCAUCAUUGCUUACCACGCCCGUGAAAUUCAGCUGUUUGUCAUCGAUAAUGGUGCUGAUGAUUGGCGCAUCGCCAUGACGACGCAGCGGGUGUUGCUGAUCGCCCUGGAGCUGCUGGUGUCGGCGGUGCACCCGGUGCCCGGGGACUUCAAGUUUCACUGGCGGGCGCGGCUGGCAUUCUCGUACACGCCCUCGCUGGCGGAGGCGGACCUGGACAUGGUGCUGUCGGUGCCCAUGUUCCUGCGGCUCUACCUCAUCGCCCGGGUCAUGCUACUGCACAGCAAGCUGUUCACCGACGCCUCAUCCCGCAGCAUCGGGGCCCUGAACAAGGUGCACUUCAACACGCGCUUCGUGAUGAAGACCCUGAUGACCAUCUGCCCCGGGACCGUGCUGCUGGUCUUCAGCAUCUCUCUGUGGAUCAUCGCCGCCUGGACCGUGCGCGUCUGUGAGAGGUACCAUGAUGCCCAGGAUGUGACUAGUAACUUCCUGGGAGCUAUGUGGCUCAUCUCCAUCACUUUCCUGUCCAUCGGAUAUGGAGACAUGGUGCCCCACACCUACUGCGGCAAGGGCGUGUGUCUGCUCACUGGAAUUAUGGGGGCUGGUUGCACGGCGUUGGUGGUUGCAGUGGUUGCCAGGAAGCUGGAGUUGACCAAGGCAGAGAAGCAUGUCCACAACUUCAUGAUGGACACCCAGCUCACUAAGAGGAUAAAGAACGCCGCGGCCAAUGUGCUGAGGGAGACCUGGCUGAUCUACAAGCACACCAAGCUGAUGAAGAAGAUCGACCACGCCAGAGUGCGCAAGCACCAGCGCAAGUUUCUGCAGGCCAUUCACCAACUGCGAAGUGUGAAGAUGGAGCAGAGGAAGCUCACUGACCAAGCCAACACUCUAGUGGAUCUCUCAAAGAUGCAGAGCGUCAUGUACGACCUCAUGUCGGAGAUCAACGACCGCAGCGAGGACCUGGAGCGCCAGAUGCUGAGCCUGGAGCGCCGCGUCGAGCAGCUGACCACCGGCUUCAGCAGCCUGCCCACCCACCUGAACGCCACCCUCACUGCCCAGCACAACGCCCUCCUGCACCUGCUGCGAGAGAGGGGCACUCAGGGCGGGCCGGAGAGGGAGGGCGGGGCCAGGGGCGCGGCCGCGGGAGAUGCGGACUGCAGCCCCAAUACGAGCUCCUCCAGCUCCUGA